Messenger RNA from Cylas formicarius (sweet potato weevil), 1019 nucleotides. RefSeq names its product small nuclear ribonucleoprotein-associated protein B (gene SmB). The record is from RefSeq and is a predicted model, not a curated record. The transcript is spliced from 4 exons. Gene Ontology annotation, cellular component: U1 snRNP; U2 snRNP; U5 snRNP. Bases 127 to 759 code for a protein of 210 amino acids. NCBI's taxonomy places the organism in Eukaryota, Metazoa, Arthropoda, Insecta, Coleoptera, Brentidae. Gene Ontology annotation, molecular function: RNA binding. Gene Ontology annotation, biological process: mRNA splicing, via spliceosome.
CAAACAUUACCGCCUUCUCAUCUUAGACGCCAAAGCGAGGACGCUGCAGUCGCCGAAAUUUUGAGAAAUUUUUAGGUUAUCGGAAACAGUAAUUUUUGUUUAAGCAGAUUAAAUUCAAAUUUAGCCAUGACUAUAGGCAAGAAUAAUAAAAUGGCGCAAAACAUUAAUUACCGGGUUCGAGUCACCCUGCAGGAUUCUAGAACUUUUAUCGGCACAUUUAAGGCUUUUGAUAAACAUAUGAACAUGAUCUUGGGCGACUGUGAAGAAUUUAGGAAAAUUAAACCCAAAAAUUCAAAAGUGGAAAGGGAAGAGAAAAGGGUAUUGGGAUUUGUUCUGCUGAGGGGGGAAAGUAUUGUUUCGUUAACAGUAGAAGGCCCUCCACCACCAGAAGAAGGUUUGCCUAGGGUUCCUAUUCCUGGCGCUGCACCUGGACCAGGUAUUGGUAGAGCAGCUGGUCGAGGAAUGCCUGCAGGGAUGGCUGGGGUUCCAGUUGGAUUGCAAGGUCCUGUUAGAGGUGUUGGUGGACCAUCCCAACAAGUUAUGACCCCUGGAGGAAGAGGUCAAGUCGCUCCUCAGAUGAAUCAUGGUCCCCCUAGAAUGGGUGGACCCCCACCUGGUAUGAUGGGGCCCCCACCUGGUAUGCUUGGGAUGCCUCCUAAUCCAAUGGGUAUGGGUCGUGGUGGACCGCCAAUGGGAAUGCGAGGGCCACCUCCGGGCAUGAUGAGGGGUGGACCACCUGGUCCUCCAAGAGGAUACUAGUAUUAGUUGUGUGAACUUAGGCUUAAUCUCUCAGAAGCAAGAUUUUUUCUGGGUAAUACAUUAUUAAUAACCCUAAGUUGAUAUGUUCAGAUUUUCUUUUAAGGUUAUACCAGUAAUGUAAAACCUGUUCCAAAAUAAAUUUCUCAAACUGAAGUGUUUUUGAAUUCUAUACUCUCUCUAACUGUGAACAGUGAUAGUUUAUUCAAUAACAACAAAAGUGUCAUAUAAGAGUAUGGGAAACACUAAAUUACAAUAAGAAA